AUGCCCCCACCACGGUCGUCAGGAGGCGGAUACUUCCAAGUGCAGGGCUGCCCCAGCGAUGCCCUCGCGCUCUCCAACUGCCUCAUCGUACACCCAUCUGACUUCCCGCGCGGAACGCAUGUCCUCGUAAAGGACGCGUACGCACUUACCGUGAAGCAUGACGACACGGGCAAGCUUCCCCCAGGCUGUAUCGGCGCGUCCGCCAUGCAGCGCCAAUGGAUCGGUCUCUCGCUUGCGGGCGACAGCGUCCCCGUGCAGCCCCUCCCUGCUCCGCCUCAUCCAUCCUCGCCGUCAUACCUUCAGUCCCUUGACAUUGAAAUUGGCUUCCUUCGUCGUGGACACGAGAUUGCGGAAGUCUUCUCUGCAGACGAUAUGGCGAAGCACUUCAUCCGCGCAUUCAGCGGCAUCAUCAUGAGCGAAGGCGAAAUCAUCGUGUUCGAGUAUCACGGCCAGAACCUCAAGGGGACAAUUCGCGGACUCAGCACGCUCGAUCUCGCGGAUGAGCAGAAGCGGGGCGGCGGCGGACGUGGUGGAAUGCACGGUGUCGGCAUUGUCAUGGAGAAGACGGACAUCACGCUCGUGAAGGCGGCUGACAGUGCCAUAAAGAUCAAGUCGAGCGCGAAGAAAGCACCGCCCAACGCCAUCCUUGCGCCCAACUUCAAGUUCGAGGAUAUGGGUAUCGGUGGUUUGGACACCGAGUUCAGCGAGAUCUUCCGUCGUGCUUUCGCCUCCCGUGUGUUCCCUCCUGGAUUGGUAGACAAGCUCGGCAUCCAGCACGUCAAGGGUCUCCUCCUCCACGGACCUCCGGGUACCGGAAAGACGCUCAUUGCCCGCCAAAUCGGCAAGAUGCUGAAUGCUAGGGAACCCAAGAUCGUCAAUGGUCCCGAAAUUCUGAGCAAGUUCGUUGGUGCCUCUGAGGAGAACAUCCGGAAGCUCUUCGCGGAGGCGGAGAAGGAGUAUAAGGAGAAGGGCGACGAGAGUGGCCUGCACAUCAUUAUCUUCGAUGAGCUGGACGCUAUCUUCAAGCAGCGUGGCUCGACAAACAACGGUACCGGUGUCGGCGACACCGUGGUCAACCAGCUUCUCUCGAAGAUGGACGGUGUAGACCAGCUCAACAACAUCCUCAUCAUCGGUAUGACCAACCGCAAGGACAUGAUCGACGAGGCCCUCCUCCGUCCCGGCCGUCUCGAGGUCCACAUGGAAAUCUCACUCCCCGACGAACACGGCCGCCUGCAAAUCCUCAACAUCCAUACCUCCAAGAUGCGCCAUAACGGCGUCAUGGAUGACGAUGUGAACCUCGAGGAGCUCGCCGCGCUCACGAAGAACUUCAGCGGUGCCGAGAUUGGCGGUCUCAUCAAGAGCGCGACGUCCUUCGCGUUCAACCGGCACGUGAAGGUGGGCACGGUGGCGGGCAUUUCAGACGAUGUGGAGAACUUGCGCGUGAACCGGGGCGACUUCAUGAAUGCGCUGGAGGAGGUGCACCCGGCGUUCGGUGUCAGUGAGGAGGAGUUGGCGCAGGUUAUCCAGAAUGGGAUCAUCCAUUACGAUACCUCAGUCGAUGAAAUGCUGCACGCCGGUCAGCUCUUCGUGGAACAAGUCCGGACCUCCUCCCGGACACCACUUGUCAGCAUCUUGCUGCACGGCCCACCAGGCGCCGGAAAGACUGCAUUGGGCGCGAGCAUCGCACAAGCAUCGCAAUUCCCCUUCAUCAAGCUCAUCUCGCCGGACAACAUGGUUGGCUUCUCAGAAAGCCAAAAGGUGUCUGCGAUCAACAAGGUCUUCGCGGAUAGCUACAAGAGUCCACUGAGCGUCGUUGUCGUCGACAACAUCGAGCGCUUGAUUGAUUGGACGCCGAUGGGAGCACGCUUCUCCAACUCUGUACUGCAGGCGCUGCUUGUGUUGCUGGGCAGGCGACCGCCCAAGGGCCGUCGCCUUCUUGUCAUCGCCACCACAUCUGUCCGCCCAAUCCUCACCGACCUUGGCCUUUCCGAAGUCUUCGACUCUGAGUUGCGCAUCGCCCCCAUCUCAACGCUCUCGGCGCUCGAGCGUGUGCUCAAGGAGGUCGAGCUCUUUCCCUCGAGCGAGGCGCGGCGCUCGGCGAUGCGUAUGCUCGAGAAUGCGGGCUUCGGGCACGACCAGGAGUCGUCGCGGCUGCAGAUUGGGAUUAAGAAGCUGCUGAGCAUGAUAGAGAUGGCGCGGCAGGAGCCCGACAGCAUUGCGGAGCGUCUGACGGGUGCGCUGAUGGGGCUGUAG
Molecule: messenger RNA, 2253 nt
Organism: Schizophyllum commune H4-8
Lineage: Eukaryota; Fungi; Basidiomycota; Agaricomycetes; Agaricales; Schizophyllaceae
Product: AAA-domain-containing protein
Exons: 8
Coding region: 1-2253 (750 amino acids)
Biological process (GO): intra-Golgi vesicle-mediated transport; SNARE complex disassembly; Golgi to plasma membrane protein transport
Cellular component (GO): Golgi stack
Molecular function (GO): ATP binding; ATP hydrolysis activity
Source: RefSeq, a predicted model, not a curated record